GCGGCCAUCAUACGUCUGGCGGCAGUGUACCAGCUCCCAGCCGCGCACCGCGGCCGCUCAUUUUGCUGGGUCAGCAGUUUUUCAACCUCCAUUGCGAGUCCUCCGAUGUCAGCCCAUCCCUCACCUCUCACCGCCGCUGUGGCCGCGGCCGAGGUUUCCUGACGCGCCUACAACGACUGCACGUCACCCAGGGCAUCACAAGCCGUCGCCCUCUCCACUACAUCAGCUGAUUAAUCUUGGCCGCAGAAUUCGUUCACCCCCGGGUUCGUCUGCAUACUUACAACCCACUCAAGGCUCAUGGACACCCUCACCAGCAUCCCCUCGCACCAGCCGCAGUAUUACAGGCUCAAAAUCAUGAUGUUGCGUUUUCUGACCAUCUUGUUGUCCCUUGGCUCCCUGCUUGCAACAACACCCAUCCACCUGAAGCCUGGUGCCCUCACGGCACACAUAGGAGAGGUCUUCCUCAUAGAAGAUGUGCUCCUCGUAAAAUAUCCAUAUACUUCCUUGACCAACACCACGGACACAAUCAGGAUAGUCUCAGAAAAACUACUCGGCAUGGCAGACGCCAUCCGGGCUACCAAGACUAGGGAAUCAAAGGCUCCUUCUAGUACCAACUCUCUGACUCUUUUUCAACUACUGGAGGAUAGGAUUCUGUUCUUACGGGGAAAAGUUGAUGAGGUAAACAUGGAUUAUAGUUUUCUCUCAGUUCACUCUCGGGUAAAGAGGGGAUUGCUCAACAUCGUGGGGUCCGCCUCAAAGUUCCUUUUCGGUACGGCUACCGACGAGGACGUUCGCGAUUUGCGGGACCACUACGCUCAUGUACUUUCCUUUGCUACUCGAAAUCGCAGGGUGAUCAAUGCCAAUUGUAGGAAACUUGCGCGAUUGCAUACUAACAUUGCGGUACUGCUAGAGCAGACAAAUAAGAUGGUAGAGGUUAUCAACAUAGUUGUCAAACAGAUCGACCAGGUGAAUCAGUUUCUCCUCCUAGAUCAGGCCUUGCAUGUAUUGGAAAACGUCAUUAGCUCCGUCGCAACGGCAAAUCAGCAGGUUAUUAGCAACAUGGUUGAUGCAGCGCACGGUAGAGUCACACCUGCCUCGUUCCCUCUACACGAUUUGAGAACGACUGUCCAGAUCGGGUAUCAAAAUUAUAGCCUGACGCCUUUAUUCACCCCGGACAUGAGUCAAUAUUUUUACCCCUUGAUUGAGUCCAGCCUCACCCCUGAUGCCAUAAGCAUUCAUGUUCCGUUUCAGACGGCGGACGUGUUUGAGGCACACGAAAUUGUCCCGUUCCCUUUUUCGGCAAAGGACAGUGUGUUGGCCCUGGACACGUCCCCGUCUCUUGUUCUAAUCGCGAAGGAUUUCGCUCUGUAUUCAACGGGUAGCUACUCACUCUUGCAGUAUUGCAAGGAGACGGUCUUCGGGCGAUUCUAUUGCUCUGCGUCUCUCUUUGCCUUCCUUCCAGUUCCGGGAGGGUAUGCGAGAUCGCCCUCACCCGCGUGAACGCGUCUGACGCUCUUUCCUGUGCCCUUACAAGCAGCUAACACCAACGCCUGUUUUCCAUAAGAACUUUCAGGGUCUGCAUUAUUUUUAUUUCCCUCAGUCCUUCUAUGUAUCGGUCAUCUGCCCGGAGGGUACCACUUAUCAACGGGUUACUGGUCACUAUGCCAUAGCGGAAGCAUGCUAUAUCCGCUCCACUAACAUAACAACGUACCCGUCCCGGAUUCGUCUGGUUUUCACGGCCAAUAUUUCCCAUCGAGUGUUUCCUCUACGGUCUCUCGAUGACAUUCAUUUCUCCAGCAUCUCGUAUGUGACUAAUUCCCUUAAUUCAUUGUCUUUCGCGAACAAAACAGAGUUUGCGGAAA
This is a messenger RNA of Eriocheir sinensis (Chinese mitten crab), 1862 nucleotides long. Its product is annotated as demethylmenaquinone methyltransferase-like. The record is from RefSeq and is a predicted model, not a curated record. Bases 298 to 1500 code for a protein of 400 amino acids. NCBI's taxonomy places the organism in Eukaryota, Metazoa, Arthropoda, Malacostraca, Decapoda, Varunidae. The transcript is spliced from 2 exons.